Molecule: messenger RNA, 1089 nt
Organism: Closterium sp. Naga37s-1
Lineage: Eukaryota; Viridiplantae; Streptophyta; Zygnematophyceae; Desmidiales; Closteriaceae
Source: the annotation of a GenBank genome assembly
AUGCCGCAACUCACCGUCGUUCUUCCCGCACGAGAGGAGGAUGAAGCGAUGGAGGUUCCAUCACAAGUGGAAAAGGAAGCUGAAAAUGGAGGGGGCGAGAACGAGGAGAGCAACGACGACGUCGUGGAGGUGCCACCAACCGCGGCGGCAACUUCCUCCAUACCUUCCUCCCUACCAAUGGUGUUGACCCGCGAGCGACGUACACUUCACCCCAACACGAAGUACACCGACUACGCUACGGUAGCCGUUGGGGAGUUGGACGAGGAGCGUGCGGCAUUUUGCUUCACGACCAAGGGUGAUGAUGAAUACGCGGAUUCUCUCAUGGAACCACCCCCUAAAGAUCCAUCCCGUGCAUGCUACGGGCAUGCCGACCCGAAAGCCGGCGAAGCGGCGCCGACUUCGCAGGACUUCCCUCUGUAUCUUGACCUCGGUAGUGGACUCACUGCCAAGCUCGAGGAACACGACUACGCCGUCCUCGUAGACCAUAGGCUAGAGUUCAAUGCCCGUUGCUUGGGAUUCGGCCUCAAUGUGACCAGCAUGGACAAGGUCAACGUUUCGGGGUUGAAGGGGCUGCUGAAUGGGAUGAUAACAUUCGUCAAGGAGCACGUCGCUCUCAAACGGUCGGGCCAUGUCGGAGUUGCUGCCGACGCUUGUGACGACGACGACAAGGAGGCCCCUUCGGCAUCCCAAGCAGUAGGUGUCGCCCACACCGUCGAUGAUGCGCGUGGGACUUUGAUCGGAGAGCCUGGAGGUGGCAUCAACAAGGAAGAUGAGGAGGCAGGAAGGGCGGUGACUGGGACCGCAGAGAAGCACCAGGACGAGGACGUCCAUCAGGAUGAUAACGAGGAUCAGGAAGAGGACCAUGACAAUCGUGAGGAGGAGGAGGAGGAGGAGGAGGAGGAGGAGGAGGAGGAGGAGGAGGAGGAGGAGGAGGAGGAGGGGGGCUCGGCGGAAGAGGAGGAGGACGAGGAGGAGAUGGAGGUGGAGGAGGAGGAGGAGGAGGAGGAGGAGGAGGAGGAGGAGGAGGAGGAGGAGGAGGAGGAGGAGGAGGAGGAGGAGGAGGUGGUGGAGGAGGCAGAGAAGCAGUAA